Molecule: messenger RNA, 2034 nt
Organism: Dimorphilus gyrociliatus
Lineage: Eukaryota; Metazoa; Annelida; Polychaeta; Dinophilidae
Source: the annotation of a GenBank genome assembly
AAAUUUUAGUUCUGUAAUAGUUUUUAAAGGAGUUUCAUCAAUUGAAAAUAAAGAAAUAUGAAAUCUUCGAAAUGGCUCAAAUUUGUUUCACCAUCAUCCAUUGGAAGUAUUACAGCCGCUAUGCUGGCAUUGUAUCCGGCUGGAUCGGAGAGGGUUCAAUGGACAGAAGCCAUAGCCCUUAAACUAUGCUAUAUCAUGGGUGGAUUUCUAGUUAGUUACUUCUCCGUCAAAGCUUUAAUGUGGACUAGAAAGAGACUUCUCAUAUCCCUAUUCUCCUACACUGGAUGGAUGAUCCAACCAAAAUCACUGAAAGCAAAGAUAUGGGCGAUAAUGAUUAAAGUACUACGGGGUCCAAGACCAUUUAAAACGUUCUCCUUCCAAAAUCUAAUACCGAAACAACCGUUACCAGAACUGAAUGCAACACUGGACAAAUGGCUCAAGGUCAGCAGGCAAUUUGUAACUGAAGAAGAAUUCUUACAAACCGAAAAGCAUGUAGAACAUUUCAGGAAGAACCAAGGUCCUAAACUUCACGCUUAUUUAAUAGAGAAAGCCAAGAAAUCAGAUAGCUGGCUCAACGAUUAUUGGCUUCAGGGCGCUUAUUUAGCUAGUAGAAAACCUCUAGCCGUUUAUAGUAACUAUUUCGUUUCGAAUCACUUGACUAAGGAUAGAGUUGAUUCCGGUUUACCAAGAGCAGCUAACAUUGUUCAUCAUCUAUUGCAAAUGAAUGAAGAUAUUAAAAAUGAACUUAUCGAGCCAGUUCUUCUUCAAGAUUUAGUUCCACUGUGCAUGAGCGGCUACAAAACUCUAUUUGGUACUUGUCGCAUCCCUGGUCUACAUAUGGAUAGUAUAUCUAUGAGUAAAGAAUCUCAACAUAUCGUUGUAUUAAGACGAGGGCACUACUAUAAAUUACAAGUGAAAGUGAAUGGAUUAAUACUGAGUCCAGGCGAACUAAAGAAUCAGCUUCAAAAGAUACGUAAAGAUGCUGAUGGAAGGGAACCGUGCAGAGAAAAUUUUGCCAGUUUAACGUGCGAUAAUAGAAGUUCUUGGGCUAAUAAUAGAGAAUACGUGAAAAAGACUAAUGAAAAACUAUUAAAUACUAUUGAAACUUCCCUAUUCCAUAUUGUUUUGGACGAUACGAUACACGAAGAUAUUUCGGCGAGAUCUCGCGAUUUAACUCUUGGUAAAGGUUGGGAUAGAUGGUUCGAUGUUGGCUUUACGGCAGUUUUUUAUGAAGAUGGGUCAAUGGGCUGUAAUGUUGAACAUUCAACUCUUGACGCUAUGGUAUUCGCAAACGUUAUAGAAUAUGUUAUGAUACGUGAACAAUACUGUCUUCUAGACAUCGCUCAGGUUGGUUCGUUAAGGAACCUACCGGACGCUGAGAGAUUAGAAUGGAACACUGACGAAAAAUUAACUGAUAUGUUGAAAAUAUCAACGGAGAAUUAUGAAAAACUGAAUGAUAGAUUAGAUUUAAUCGUUCAAUCGGCGCCUUUCGGCAAAGGAAUAAUGAAAAAAUGUCGCCUUAGUCCUGAUGGAUUUAUUCAAAUGGCACUCCAAUUAGCAUUCUAUAAAAAGCGUCAAGAAAUUGCCAAAACGUAUGAACCAGCAACUGGUAGACUAUUUCUUUUGGGUAGAACGGAUACCGUUCACCCAGUGUCGGAAUACUCAAAGAAAUGGGUUGAAUGUAUGACCAAUAAAGAUCACACUGACUCAGAAGAGAAGAGAACACUACUCUCGAAAGCCGUUAAAAAUCAAACGCAAUUCCGUCUAGACGCUACUAUGGGUAAUGGAUGUGAUAGACAUUUGUUUGCUCUGUACUGCGCUUCCAGAGAAUUGGGAAUGGAUCCUCCAAUGAUAUUUCCCGACUCUGCUUGGAUGAAAGACUUUAAACUAUCAACAUCUCAGACUCCAACCAUUAUCUAUAGUCUAAUGAAGGGUAAAGGGUCAAUAUUUGAGGAUGGAAUAGGAGGUUUCGGACCACAAUGCGACGAUGGUUACGGAAUAUCUUACGUUAUCUACGGAGAGAAUUUAAGUUAG